AUGUUCGAGCAUAGACAAAGCUCGCAAAAGCCGAGCAUUGAAUUGCAAAAGAGCUUCAAGCCAUACCUCGAGGCCAUCAAGUUCAACCCCAACCCACCCACCUCGUCGGCCGCUCAGUCGAAUGGUCCGUCGCUGGAUGCUCUCGACGUCGCGACGUUGAACCCUCGCCAAUUCGCCGAGCACCACAACAUCAAGGAUGCCGACCCUACUCCUCGGGCAUCCUCGACGGAACAAUGGAACUUUGGUAGCACCGGCCUCACCCCCUCGGUGCUGGACCCCAACAGCUCCUCGUUCAACACGUUCGCAAACCAGAUGUCAGGCUACUACACACCCACGCCUGGCGGUACGAACACUCUCUACCACCCGCAAGCUGGUGACCUCCACACGCCUGGCUUUGGUAUGGGCCUGAACACUCCGCUGUCUAUGCCAACCUCGGACACGUCGGCCCUUCACGCUCCUCAGCUGGCGCACAUGCAUUCAUUUGCACAUGCUAUGCAGCAUCACCAUCACAAUCACAUGAACCCAUUUGGAAAUCCUGCUCCCCCAUUCCAAAUGCAUCACCAGCCUGCUUUCCCUCCCCACAACUUCCAACAUCAAAUGCCCGUUUUCGACCAACUCGACAGUCAAGCAGCCGAUUCACCCAUGUGUGGUGACAUGAACCUCGACGUCGAAAUGUCCAAUCAACCUCAAAUAGAGCAAAUGUUCCCGCCGCACCUCAGCAACGCUGCACUCGUCGCCAUGCCCCAACAUCCGUCGAGCGAGAACUUCCGUUACCGCGUCACUCUCAAUGCUCCGACCGCCAUGGUCAGAUCGGCCGACGAGAUCCCGGUUACUUACCUUAACAAGGGACAGGCCUACACGCUCAAUGUCCACGACACUGCUCCUCAGCACUCGGUUGUUGGCCAACUCAAAUACCGCACUUUCGUUCGCGUUUCCUUCGAGGAUGACUCUCAAAGACAGCGCCCUGGAGCCUGCUGGCAGCUCUGGAAAGAAGGUAGAGGCACCAACGAAGCCCAUCAACGCGGCGGCCGCCUCCAAGCUGUCGAAUUCGUGGACCAAAACCAAUCGAACGAUCUCAACCGACCAAAGCUGGAGCUCGAGUCGUCCUCGUUCGAUGGCUUUUGCGUGACAUGGAGCCCAUCUCCUAAUGCCCAAGGAAUCGAGUGUCCCAUCUCGGUUCGCUUCAACUUCCUCUCCACCGACUUCAGCCAUUCCAAGGGUGUGAAGGGUAUUCCGGUCCGUCUGUGCACAAAGACCGAGUUGUUGCUCGACUCCAUGUCGCCAUCUCAGCAACCUACCCACGAAGUAUGUUACUGCAAAGUCAAGCUUUUCCGCGACCACGGAGCUGAGCGCAAGCUUUCCAACGAUGUUGCGCACGUCAAAAAGAUGAUCGACAAACUCAAUCAGCAAAUCUCUCAAAUCGAGUCCGGUAUGAGAGAUUCGAGCAAGCGCAAGAGAAGUGGCUCCAUCUCAAAGGUCAAUGCGAUGCCUCAACGACCUGGCAAGGUUCCCAAGCACAAGAGAACUUGGUCUAUGUCAUCUACAGCCUCGACCGGAAGAUCUUCUGCCGAAGAAGACCUGCAAAUGAAGCUUAUCGGACUGCAAGACAUGUUUGGUUCCACCCGACCCAUCAGUGUUCUGUUUUUGAGAGGCGCCGAGGAAGACGACCCAGAUCUUCACCCGGUGAGCCUGACUGGCGAUACUCAGGGCCUUACUCGGGUCGAUACCAACGACACAAACAUGUGGGAUGAUCAGAGUAACAAGGCCAGCUCCGCCAUGGUUUCGCCUACUCCUAGCAACCAAUCGCUACCUUCAAACUUCCGCCGCCCAAGCGCUUUUGGACCACCUUCCCGCGUCAACUCCAACGAAUGGGAUCGCAGCAACUCACAAGUCGCAACUAUGGAUCUCAAGUCUUCAAACCCCCAGCAUUUGGCCAGUCCACCUGAUCAGCCUGUCAAGAUGCAAGCGCAUUCGCCCACUGGUGGUACUUUCGCCGGAUGGUUUGAGGCAAUCGGCGUAGAUUCUGCUUAUCAACCUCCACCCGAGCGCGCUAACAAGCCUCUGGCUUGCUUCUAUCUACAGUCCCGCGGUCAGGGCAAGGCAACCGAUGAUGACUACUACCGCGCAAUUUACCUUUUGCAGAGGAACCUCAAUGAGUUUGUCAGUGCAGCCGCAGCAAAGUUCAGUAUCGAGCCUCAGAAGAUUGUCCGAACAGUGCGCGUCAACCAAAAAGGAAUUCAGAUUCUGAUGGAUGAUGAGGCAAUUCGUGAAUUGCCCGAAGGUCAAGAUAUGAAGGUCGAGUUCGCUACGGUCGACAUGCAACAGAACCAGUGGCAACCCAGAUCGCCUUCCUCAGGCUACGAGCUCAGGCUGGUUUACUAA
Molecule: messenger RNA, 2382 nt
Organism: Aureobasidium subglaciale EXF-2481
Lineage: Eukaryota; Fungi; Ascomycota; Dothideomycetes; Dothideales; Saccotheciaceae
Exons: 5
Coding region: 1-2382 (793 amino acids)
Biological process (GO): regulation of transcription by RNA polymerase II
Cellular component (GO): nucleus
Molecular function (GO): RNA polymerase II cis-regulatory region sequence-specific DNA binding; DNA-binding transcription activator activity, RNA polymerase II-specific
Source: RefSeq, a predicted model, not a curated record